AUGGGAUCCCUUGAGCUCAUUUUGAGAUCUUUGAUUACCGGUUCAGCCACAGGCAGGAAGAUGAGUGGUAGACGAAGACGACCACGUACCCACGAUCAGGCUGGAACAACUCAUGAUGAGAUUCCUGAGCAGACCCAUGAGACGCCUGGAGAGAUUACUAGAGAUGAGUAUCGCCGAGAGAUGGACGAGAUGAGAGGUAUGCUGACGAGGUUGAUGCAAGUAGUGAAUACCAUAGCUGCUAAUCAAGGGAGGCAAGGGUCUCAAGAAGCAGGAGGCAGUGGAGAUGCACCGCCAGUCAUACCAGUUGCCCCGGCAGUUCCAGUGGCGAGAGAUCAUGGGACCCAAUUAUUGAAAGAUUUUAUGGCCUUUCGACCACCCGAGUUCCAUGGUGGCUCAGAUGCUUCAGCGGCAGAGAAUUGGAUGUUGGCAAUAGAGAAGCACCAUCGAUCGAUUGGUUGUGUUGAUGAUCGUCGUGUUAGACUCAGUACCUUUCUACUUCGAGGAGAUGCGGAGAGAUGGUGGGAGACUGCCCGCCAGAGGUUUGGAGAGAGGGAGCCGACUUGGGCCGAGUUCCAAGAGGUGUUUAAUGCGGCAUAUUGCCCUACAUGGGUCCGAGAGCAAAAGGUAUAUGAAUUUAUUGAUCUAGUGCAGGGCAACAAGACGGUGGCUCAGUACGAGGCAGAGUUUACAGUAUUAGCCCGAUAUGCUCCAGAUUUGGUUUCUACUGAAGCAAAGAAGGCUUCUAAAUUUCAAAGAGGACUACGUCCAGACAUCCGUCAUGCCUAUGGAGGAGUCCAGUGCAAUGACUACGCAGCAGCUGUUCAGCGAGCCUACGCUAUUGAGAGAGACCGUAAUGAAUGGAGGGUGAUACAAUCAAACAGGAAAGGAGCUAAUUCGUCUCAAGCAAGCAAGAAGAUGAAGUGGGCGGCCGAGCCAGGUCACGAUGAGGGGAAGGAACCACUAUGCCGUCAGUGUGGGAGGUGGCACAAGGGACAAUGCAUGGCUGGACAGGACGUAUGUUAUAUGUGUGGACAGGUUGGCCAUAUGAAGAAGGAUUGUCCGAGGAAUCAGACAGCGCUUCCAACACCCCUAGCUCAGGAGGUAACUUACUUCAAGUGUGGACAACGAGGGCACAAGGCAAAUGUUUGCACACAUCCACCGCAGUACGGAGGACAGAGGGCAGGAGGUCAGGGCCCGAGGGGUAAUCAAAGGCCACCAGCUAGGGGACCAGUGGCAGUCCAGGCAGCCGCACCACUUCUACCUGCAGCUCAGCACCCACCUAUGGCAGAGAGACCCCAUGUUCAGGGUAGAGUAUAUGCUCUCACAUCAGCUGAGGCCGAGCAGGGUAGCGGGACGAUCCAAGGUAUUCUAUCUCUCUAUGAUCAUGAUGUUCGAGUGCUUUUUGAUACAGGAGCUACACAUUCUUUUCUUGCACCGCAUGCUAUGUGUUAUAUUCCUCAUUCUUGGAUCGCGUUGCCAUAUCAUUUGAUUGUGUCUACCCCUGGGGAUAGAAUCAUGGUGGGGAGGGAGAAAUUUGAAAAUUGUGAGAUAGGAGUGCAUGAUAGGAAGUUAUUGGGUGAUUUGAUCAUUCUUGAUAUUAGUGACUUUGAUUUGAUCCUUGGUAUGGAUUGGUUAUCUCGGCAUUAUGCCAAAGUUGACUGUCGUAAGAAGACUAUUUCUUUCGAGAUACCUCUGCAGCCAGUCCUUGAAUAUAGAGGCGUCAAGCCUGUAUCUACAAUACCCAUGAUCUCUGUGAUGAAAGUAGAGAAGCUACUACGGGAUGGUUGUGAGGCCUACCUAGCUUUUGUGACUACUGAUGAAGGGAGCAAGAAGGAUUUGACCAAGGUGCCAGUAGCUCGAGAUUUUGCCGAUGUCUUUCCUGACGACCUACCGGGAUUGCCUCCCCGGCGAGAUGUGGAGUUUUCUAUUGAGUUGUUACCUGGUACCCAGCCUGUAUCUAAGGCUCCGUAUCGAAUGGCACCUAAUGAGCUUAAGGAGUUGAAGACCCAGUUGGAAGAGUUGAUAGAGAAGGGUUUCAUUCGACCCAGCUCAUCUCCUUGGGGUGCACCUGUUUUGUUCGUGAGAAAGAAAGAUGGAUCGCUACGGUUAUGUAUCGAUUAUCGCCAGCUGAAUCAGAUUGAUUUGAGAUCAGGCUAUCAUCAAGUACGAGUUAGAGAUGAAGACAUUCAGAAGACAGCUUUUCGGACUCGCUAUGGUCACUAUGAGUUCGUGGUGAUGCCUUUCGGUUUGACUAAUGCCCCAGCUAUUUUCAUGGACCUGAUGAAUCGAGCCCUUCGUGAGUAUUUAGAUUGCUUUAUUAUUGUGUUUAUUGAUGAUAUUCUAGUAUACUCACCCAGUGCAGAGGAGCAUGAGGAGCAUCUUACCUUAGUAUUGAGGAGGCUUAGGGAGGAGCAGUUAUAUGCCAAGUUUAGCAAGUGCGAGUUUUGGUUAGAUCGAAUUGGAUUCUUGGGUCAUAUUGUGUCUAGAGAUGGCAUUUCAGUGGAUCCCGAGAAGACUAAGGCAGUUAUGGAUUGGCCAAGGCCGACGACAGUGACAGAGAUCCGUAGUUUCUUGGGACUUGCUGGAUAUUAUAGAAGAUUUAUUGAAGGUUUUGCUCGUUUAUCUUCCUCGAUGACAAAGCUGACGAGGAAAGGAGUAAAAAUUCGAGUGGAACGAUGCGUGUGA
Diospyros lotus (date-plum) is the source of this 2685-nucleotide messenger RNA. RefSeq lists its product as uncharacterized. The transcript has 4 exons. Gene Ontology annotation, molecular function: aspartic-type endopeptidase activity; zinc ion binding; nucleic acid binding. NCBI's taxonomy places the organism in Eukaryota, Viridiplantae, Streptophyta, Magnoliopsida, Ericales, Ebenaceae. The record is from RefSeq and is a predicted model, not a curated record. Gene Ontology annotation, biological process: proteolysis. The coding region runs from base 1 to 2685 and encodes 894 amino acids.